AUGUGUUUGAACACUGGCCAUCCCUGCAACUGUCUGACCGAUGGUAAUAUCUGUGAACCAUGCAGAAUGACAGCCAAAGACAGGGAGACGGAGGAGGCCCACCUGUCCAACAACAUCAAUGCACCGAGUCAAGUUGAGAGCACAUGUGAACCCGACCAGAACAUCUCUUCCAGUGGAGUCACGAGGGAGAGGGGCCGAAACUGGGGAUGGAUGCUGUCUGAGCUCAUUUGUUUAAACAUUUUGCUCCUGGGCUGCGCCUUGGCCAGUGGCAGCACUCGCAACGAUAUAAACGUCAGAACCACUGACCUUCAGAUUUACCUUAUUAUCCUCCUCCUCCUCACCUCCAUCUGGAUGAUUUAUUACAUCAUCUACACGGCCAGGAAAGAAAAUGCUGUUGUUUACCAGGACGCCCAUGCUGGACCGGUGUGGCUCAGGGGAGGACUUGUGCUAUUUGGACUGCUCAGUAUUAUCAUGGACAUUUUCAAGAUAGCCAGCUAUGUGGGCUAUCUCCACUGCGAUUCUGGUGUUAAGGUUGCAUUCCCUGUGGUGCAACUUGUUUUCAUACUUGUGCAGACAUAUUUCCUGUGGAUCCAUGCCAAGGACUGUGUGCAGCUACAAAAGAACAUUACACGCUGUGGGCUGAUGCUCACGCUCUCCACAAAUCUGGUUGUGUGGAUGACAGCAGUGACUGAGGAGUCCCUUCACCAAACAACCGUUCCAGACUAUCCAAGCAACACCACUAAACUCGCUGGACGAAGCCUGUACAUUAGUAAAGCAAGUUAUGGAGACAGUAAGUGCAAGUGCAGCCACACUUCAUGUGGUAUCUUCAAGGAAGCCUACUACUACUUGUACCCCUUCAAUAUCGAGUACAGUCUAUUUGCCUCUGCCAUGGCCUACGUCAUGUGGAAAAAUGUUAGUCGAGUAUCAGAUGAUCACGCCCACCACCACAUCAAAUUCCGUCUGAAGGAUAUAUUUCUCGGUCCUGUAAUGGGAGUCCUCUUAGUGGUGGCAGGUCUGGCAACCUUCAUCGCAUAUGAGAUGGAAAUGAAAAAAGUAGAUAAUGAUGACGACAAGAAAGACAAAGCACUGAUGAUGCACUUUGUCACAAAUAUAGUCAUAGUGACCUUGAUGUCCAUUUCCACUGUGAUUGGCUGCACUAUCUACAAGGUGGACCACAGGGAGCAUGUAUCAGAGAAAAACCCCACACGCAGCUUAGAUGUGGGGCUGUUGGUUGGAGCCUCACUGGGACAGUUCAUCAUCAGCUAUUUCACCAUUGUAGCCAUGAUUGCAACUGGAGCCAAAGGCUACCUAAACAGGCUCAACCUGGCCUGGGCUAUCUUGAUGGUGAUCCAGCUCGGCCUGCAGAACUUUUUCAUAAUUGAAGGUCUACAUCGAGAGCCCUUCCAUGAGGUGCACCCAGUCACUGUGGUUGUAAAUCCAUAUGUGCUGGAGCCGAGCAAAGAGCUGAGCAGCCUUGAAGCAUCAGACAUAGACACAAAGCCCAGUCCAUUACCCACAGAGCAUGCCAUGCAUGGCCACACGGCUGAGCACAGACCCAAACUGUCAUGGAAGAGACGGGUGUUGAAGGAGGUCUGUGCAUUUCUGCUGCUCUGCAACAUCAUACUGUGGGUCAUGCCGGCAUUUGGUGCUCGUCCCCAGUUUGACCAUGACGCUGAAAUUAAAUUCUACAACUUCAGCAUGUGGGCUGCAAUUGUCAACAUUGGACUUCCUUUUGGAAUCUUUUACCGUAUGCAUUCAGUCGCCAGUCUGUUUGAGGUUUUCCUGACCUCAUAGCGCCACAGGAGGACCAAAAGUGUCCAGCCAACUCUUUUGACAUUAUAAAACUGUUUUGUAUAUAUUGUACGUUGUUUUGAUGAUGCUUCAUUAUUUUUCUAAAACAAAGCUGUUAUUUCUCUCUCUUUCUGAAGUAGAUAUUGACUGACGAAUAUUAUCACUUGGAUGUCUCUCUAAUUAUUUGCAUAUUUUACAGUGUAAAUGUAUUCAAAAAGUUAUUUUCAAAAUGCAAAGAAAAAUGAAAAAAAAAAAACAAACUUCAUUGUGAAGCUGAUCUUGUACAAUUUCAUGCCGCAGGCUGUGUAUGCAUUAUAUAAUAUAUAUAAAAGCAAGAAAUAAAAU
Messenger RNA from Toxotes jaculatrix (banded archerfish), 2136 nucleotides. Its product is annotated as proton channel OTOP2-like. Gene Ontology annotation, cellular component: membrane. The record is from RefSeq and is a predicted model, not a curated record. Gene Ontology annotation, biological process: proton transmembrane transport. Bases 1 to 1794 code for a protein of 597 amino acids. NCBI's taxonomy places the organism in Eukaryota, Metazoa, Chordata, Actinopteri, Toxotidae. The transcript has 6 exons. Gene Ontology annotation, molecular function: proton channel activity.